AUGGGUGUUCAUCAAAUAGCCAUCAUUCCAGAGUUGCCCGAUGACACAACUGGCCAUGCCGAUGGAAUGCUUAUGUGGGUGAGCAAUGACAAGAUUCUUUUAUCGCAAGCUUCUGAACCACAGAGAACACAGAUUAUGGGUGAACUCGAAAAAUCUUUUCCGGGUGUCAAGAUUAUUGAAAUACCUGAUUAUUAUCAAUAUGCUACUUGGAAAGGUUUCACUUCUGCCUGUAACAUAUUUGUCAAUGCCAUCGUAACUGAUCAAUACCUCUACAUGCCAACAUUUAAUGGUCCUCAUGAUACAUCAAUGUUCGAUUUAAUUCAAUCUCAUACAAUUAAGAAAGUAAUAGCUGUACCAGCUGAGAAAGUUUGUUUCAUGGGUGGCAGUGUUCGUUGUCUUAGUUGGCAAGUAAAAGGAGAAUUGAAGAAAAAGAUUUUAAAUUUGGCUUGA
Rotaria sp. Silwood1 is the source of this 450-nucleotide messenger RNA. Lineage: Eukaryota; Metazoa; Rotifera; Eurotatoria; Philodinida; Philodinidae. The record is from the annotation of a GenBank genome assembly.